UGCCGUCGCUUCGAGUCCCGUCCUCCCUGGCCCGCUGCCGUCUCUCCUGUUUUUCUCGAUUCCUCCCGCCCAAGCCCAGGUCUUUUGCCCAUCCGGCAUCUCGCGCCAUGGCCUGGCAAACGCCCAAUUGCAUCGUGCAGGCGAUGCAAUCCGUCCGCCGGACGGCUCACUUGCGGCCUGUCCUCCGGGCCCCGAAGCUGGCCUCCCCGACCCUGCUUCACCACCAAAGAAACGUCCGCGGCUAUGCCAUGGAGGUUGCGCCCGCUCCCGAGAUCGACCUGGAGACGUUCAGAGCGCGGCCGGCCCGGAUUGUUCCUGCCUCGGCCGCCUACUUCUCCGGCAGUCCUAGAUUCAUCGAUCACCUGCUGCGAUUAGAACACAUGUUGGCCAAGUCUGCGGCCAUCCCGACGGUAUCCCCGGCCGACGCCCCUCGGAAGGCAUGGCUCAAGCUGCCUCAAUUCCGCGACUUUGUCGGCGAGAACGUGCCCACGAAGAAAUACAAGCACCUCGUGAAGAUCUUGCAACGGCUCAACCGGAUCGACCCCAUGGUGAUCCCGACGGAAGUGAGGACCACGCUGGAUUCGUUCGUUCGCCCGGGUAACCCCUACGCGAACAAGCCACUUCCGCCGACGGUGGACGAGAUGGGCCGGGCCCGGGGCCGAGGAAAGCGAAAGGAAUCGUCGGCCGUCGUUCAUCUGGUCGAGGGAGAAGGAGAGAUUCUGGUGAACGGGAAGAACCUGCUCGAGGUCUUCCCUCGGGUGCAUGACCGGGAGAGUGCGACGUGGCCCUUGAGAUGUACCUCGAGACUGGAUAAGUACAACGUGUGGGCGACCGUCCGCGGAGGAGGAGUUACUGGACAGGCCGAGGCUAUUACGCUGGCGCUGGGACGCGCACUGAUGGUUCAGGAGCCUGCGUUGAAGCCCGUCCUGCGGCAAGCCGGCGUCAUCACGGUGGAUGCCCGUCGCGUGGAAAGAAAGAAGGCCGGCCAUCUCAAGGCCCGCAAGAAGCCCGCCUGGGUCAAGCGUUAAAGUCGGUCUUGGGUCGAUCUUCUGGGGUUGGUGCCCCCCCCCCUAUUCUGUGUAUCCCUUGUGUUUCCUUUCCCUCUCCCUGUAUUAUUUUGAUGUACCCUUGUGAUUCUCGACGACUGUAUAUCCUGUAUUGCGAGCAUCCCUUUCCAGAUGUCAUGGUCGUUUCAAAGUACGACACUGCAUGGUCUCGGCGACAAGCAUGUAACUAUUGGCGUUAAUUCAUCCAAAUCAAUUUGUCGUAUUGGAC
Molecule: messenger RNA, 1275 nt
Organism: Aspergillus steynii IBT 23096
Lineage: Eukaryota; Fungi; Ascomycota; Eurotiomycetes; Eurotiales; Aspergillaceae
Product: mitochondrial 37S ribosomal protein uS9m
Exons: 2
Coding region: 108-1028 (306 amino acids)
Biological process (GO): translation
Cellular component (GO): ribosome; mitochondrial small ribosomal subunit
Molecular function (GO): structural constituent of ribosome; RNA binding
Source: RefSeq, a predicted model, not a curated record